AUGGUUAGUGGACGGAAGAAUGAAAUGCCACGAAACAGUAAGAGUGAUGGUAGUAAUAAAAAUAUAAAUUAUGGUGAUAAAGAUAAAUUACUUAAUAUAAGUCAAAAUGAAAUAAAAUAUGUUAAAGAAAUUGACCCUGAUAUGAGUGAUAUAGAAACUGACAGUUAUGAUGAUAGUAAUAAGAAAGGACGUCUUUCUUUUAAUGAUGAAUAUUAUAAAAAAAAACAAAAUGACAAUAUAAAUAUUAGUAAGUUUAGAAAUGAAAUUAUUCAGAAUGAUUUAAUAAAUAAUAAAGAUACUAUUAAUGAUAUAAAUUUAGGAUUAAUAAAAGAUAAAUCUAUCAAGAGAAGAGAAAAUGAAUUUCAAAGAAAAAAAUAUGAUUAUAAAUUAUCACCUCAAAGAGCAGAUCCUUUUGCUGAUAAAAGUCCUUCACCAGGUGAAAGGACAUAUACAGAUAUUAUGUUAGAGAAUAAAAAAAAAAGUAAAAUCAAAGAAACAUCUUUAAAUUCAUCACAUUUAAUUAAAGAAGGAGAUGAUACUAAUAAGACUAAAGAUAACAUUACAAAAAAAUAUAGUCAUAGAAGUAAUUCAAAUGAUGAUAAUAAUUAUUAUUCAAAUAAUGAUGAUGAUAGUAGUAGUAAUUAUAGUGAUACUAACAAAUUAAAAGACAUGAAAAAUGAAAAAAAAAAUAAAACAACAAAUAAUUUAAAAUCCAAAUGGGAUGUUAUUAAACAUGAAAAGAAUAAUAUAAAUUUUGAUUAUAUAUCUACAUCUGGACUAGAAAAAGGGACAGAUGAUUCUUCACGUGUUCUAAAUAAUAAUAAAAAGAAAAAAUUUUCAAGAUGGGAUAAAAUUAAUAAAGAACAAGAAGAUAUGAAAAGAGUUAAACUGAAUAAGGAAAAUAAUGAUAAUAUGAAUAUGCCAUAUAUAGCUAAUAAUAUGAAUACACCAUAUAUAGCUAAUAAUAUGAAUACACCAUAUAUAGCUAAUAAUAUAAAUACACCAUACAUAUCCAAUAAUAUGAAUACACCAUACAUAUCCAAUAAUAUUAAUACACCUUUCACACCCAUGGCUGAUGCUUUACUUCGAAUGAAAAUAAAAAACGAAAUAGACAUAAGGAACAGACCUUUGACAGAUGAAGAUUUAAACGAAUUAUUACCUUCAGAAGGUUAUGAAAUUGUAGAAGCUCCUGAAGAAUAUCAAGCUAUUCGUAAUAAUAAAUUAAAGACCAUGUUUAAAAAUACAAUUAUUAAUACUCCACUUUUUCCAAAUAAACCAAAGGGUAUAGAAGAAACACCUUACAACACAAACAGUAAUAUUAAUAAUAAUAAUAAUAAUAAUAUUAAUAAUAUUAAUAGUGAUGAUAAUAUAAAUUUAAUGCAAAGCACAUUUAUACAUACACCCUUCUAUGAACUGCCCAAUACUUCUUAUAAUAAUCUGAAUGAACAGAUUAAUCAAGACGAAGCAAUGUGUCAAUUAAAAUAUAAACAACUAGAAAUGAACAACCCCCAAUUAUUAAAUGAACUUAAAUAUAUACAAUUAAAAAAUGAAGAUUAUAUAUAUUUUAGUAAACUGUUUGAAACUGUUAAUGAAGAAGAAUUAUCACAAGAAGAAUUAAAAGAAAGGAAAUUUAUGAUAUUAUUAUUAAAAAUAAAAAACGGUACACCAUCUAUAAGAAGAACAGCCUUAAGAACAAUAACUGAAAAAGUUAAAGAAUUAGGUCCGGAAAUUUUAUUUAAUUUAAUAUUACCAUUGAUGAUGCAGAAUACAUUAGAAGAUCAAGAAAGACAUUUAUUAGUAAAAGUAAUUGAUCGAAUAUUAUUUAAAUUAGAUGAUUUAGUUAGACCAUAUGUACAUAAAAUACUUGUAGUUAUAGAACCUUUAUUGAUAGAUGAAGAUUAUUAUGCAAGAGUUGAAGGUAGAGAAAUUAUAAGUAAUUUAGCUAAAGCAGCUGGGUUAGCUACUAUGAUAGGAAUUAUGAGACCAGAUAUAGAUCAUCCUGAUGAAUAUGUUAGAAAUACAACUGCACGAGCAUUUGCAGUUGUUGCAUCUGCAUUAGGAAUUCCAUCUUUAAUAUUAUUUUUAAAAGCUGUUUGUCAAUCAAAAAAAAAUUGGGAAGCUAGACAUACAGGUAUAAAAAUAGUACAACAGAUAGCUAUAUUAAUGGGAUGUGCUGUAUUACCACAUUUAAAAGAUCUAGUUCAAAUAAUAGCACAUGGAUUACAUGAUGAACAACAAAAAGUGAGAACUAUAACAGCAUUAGCUGUAGCAGCAUUAGCAGAAGCAGCAGCUCCAUAUGGAAUUGAAGCAUUUGAUUCUGUAUUAAGACCAUUAUGGAAAGGUAUUACAGAAUAUAGAGGUAAAGUGUUAGCAUCAUUUUUAAAAGCCAUUGGUUUGAUUAUACCCUUAAUGGAUUCAUAUCAUGCAAAUUAUUAUACUAAAGAAGUUAUGGUUAUAUUAAUAAAUGAAUUUAAUUCACCUGAUGAUGAAAUGAAAAAAAUUGUAUUAAAGUGUGUAAAGCAGUGUAUACAAACAGAAGGAGUAGAUAAAGAAUAUAUAAAUCAAGAAAUUGUUAAUCCAUUCUUUGAAAAAUUUUGGAAUAUGAGAAAUUCAAAUGAUAAAAAAAGUUUUAUAUUAAUUGUAGAUACAACAGUAGAAAUAUCAAAAAAAAUAGGAGCAAGCUCUGUUAUUUCAAAAAUUGUUGAUGAUUUAAAAGAUCCAUCAGAACAAUAUAGAAAGAUGGUUCUACAAACUAUACAAAAUAUUAUUAAUGAAUUAGGUGUUGAUGAUAUUGAUCAAAAAUUAGAAGAACAAUUAAUAGAUGGUAUGUUAUAUGCUUUUCAAGAACAAACUUCUGAAGAUUAUUUUAUUUUAUUAAAUUCAUUUGAUAUUAUUUGUAAUAAAUUAAAUAUUAGAAUGAAACCUUAUCUACCACAAAUAGCUGGAAUUCUUAGAUGGAGAUUAAAUACACCACUACCAAAAGUAAGACAACAAAGUGCUGAUCUCAUAUCAAGAAUUUCUAAACUUAUAAAAAUAUGUGAUGAAAAACAAAUGUUAGGACAUCUAUCUUUAUAUCUAUAUGAAUAUCUAGGUGAAGAAUAUCCAGAAGUAUUAGCUAAUAUUAUUAGAGCUCUAAAAUCUAUCUUAGUAGUAUUAGGUGUCCAAAAUAUGACACCACCUAUUAAAGAUCUAUUACCAAGAAUUACACCUAUCUUAAAAAAUAGACAUGAAAAAGUACAAGAAAAUGUUAUAGACUUAAUAGGUAUCAUAGCAGACAAAGCAGGUGAUCUAGUCUCUCCAAAAGAAUGGGAUAGAAUUUGUUUUGAUUUAAUAGAAUUAUUAAAAUCUAAUAAAAAAUUAAUUAGAAGAGCUACUAUACAAACCUUUGGUUAUAUUGCACGUACUAUUGGUCCAUUCGAAGUUCUUACUGUUUUAUUAAAUAAUUUAAAAGUUCAAGAAAGACAAUUAAGAGUCUGUACUACUGUCGCUAUUGCAAUUGUUGCUGAUACUUGUUUACCAUAUUCAGUACUUGCAGCUUUAAUGAAUGAAUAUAAAACACAAGAUAUGAAUGUCCAAAAUGGAGUACUUAAAGCUUUAUCAUUUAUGUUUGAAUAUAUAGGUGAAAUUGCCAAAGAUUAUGUUUAUUCAGUUGUCACAUUAUUAGAACAUGCAUUAAUGGAUAGAGAUCUUGUUCAUAGACAAAUAGCAACAUGGGCAUGUAAACAUUUAGCAUUAGGAUGUUUUGGUUUGAAUCGUCAAGAUGCAUUAAUACAUUUAUUAAAUUAUGUAUGGCCAAACAUUUUUGAAACAUCUCCACAUCUAAUACAAGCUGUAAUAGAUUCUAUUGAUGGAUUCAGAGUUGCUCUAGGACCAGCUAUUAUUUUUCAGUAUCUAGUUCAAGGAAUAUUCCAUCCAUCUAGAAAAGUUAGAGAAAUAUACUGGAAAAUUUAUAAUAAUGUUUACAUAGGUCAUCAGGAUAGUUUGGUUCCUAUAUACCCACCCUUUGAAUUAUUGAACGAUAGUAGCUUUGCAAGGGAUGAGUUAAGAUAUACUAUAUGA
Molecule: messenger RNA, 4059 nt
Organism: Plasmodium gaboni
Lineage: Eukaryota; Apicomplexa; Aconoidasida; Haemosporida; Plasmodiidae
Product: putative splicing factor 3B subunit 1
Exons: 1
Coding region: 1-4059 (1352 amino acids)
Biological process (GO): spliceosomal complex assembly
Cellular component (GO): catalytic step 2 spliceosome; U2 snRNP; U2-type prespliceosome
Molecular function (GO): mRNA binding
Source: RefSeq, a predicted model, not a curated record